This is a messenger RNA of Penaeus monodon (black tiger shrimp), 1161 nucleotides long. RefSeq lists its product as uncharacterized. The coding region runs from base 416 to 955 and encodes 179 amino acids. The transcript is spliced from 2 exons. The record is from RefSeq and is a predicted model, not a curated record. NCBI's taxonomy places the organism in Eukaryota, Metazoa, Arthropoda, Malacostraca, Decapoda, Penaeidae.
AACAUAUUGUCGAAUAUCCCAUGGCAAGGUUGUCCUUCGGUAUUUGUACCCUUUUUUCGUAACAUUUUUUCUUUCUUUUUUCAAUCUUCAAUGCAGAAUUUUUUCUACCAUAUUUUUUCUUUUAACUCCUUUUUGUUACCUUAUUUUUUUUCGAGUACUUUUUUCAUUAUUAUAUUUUGUUUUAGCCUUUUUGCUUUUUCGAUUCGUUUUUUUUUUUUUUAUUUUUUAUUAUUUUACCCUUUUUGCUGUAUUCGUGGAAUGCAUGGAAGGGACAGCCAAUCAGUUGCAAGGAGAAAGAAAGGGCAUGAGAGACCGCGGGUAUAUAUACAAUGUUACAGAGAGAAGCCUUUGCAUUCUCUCCAGCUGAGAUCAACGUUGCAACUGCUCUUUGAGGCGUGUCCCUGAACUUCCGAAGAUGCGCGGCGCUUACCUUUUCCUGUCGGCGGUGGCUCUGUCGUGGCUCGUGGCGGCUGAGGCGCUCGCGCUGCUCACAGGCGCCCUCAGCGGCCUGGCGGCCCUCAAGGGCGCGGCGCUCGUCGGCAAAGUCCUCUUGUCUCCGAAAAAGAAGCUCCUUCGCGUCGGUCGGUCCGUCGAUACAACUCUGCAGGAGGGCGAGGACCUCCUCCUGUCCGCCGCGACGCAGCUGGACUCCGACGGCUGCAUCCCUCGCCUCCUGUGCCUUCUUGAGACCAAGGAAACAUCCUUGCGCUCGGAGGAAGAGAGCCUCCUGCUGGAGAUCUUCGCCAACAACACCGAAGCCGUCAACUCGCACAACGCCGCCUUCGUCCACGCCACCGACCUAGGCGCCAAGACCCGCGACCCCGCUGCGUGCAAGAAGCUGUUCCCGAGGUGCCCCCUGAGCGAAGAGCAGCUAAGCUCCCUCCUCCAGCAGGCCUGGGGAUGCGGCGUCGUUCCCGCCGCCCUGCAGGCCUACGAGGAGGGCAGCCAGGUCUAGAGGAGGAUCGGAACUGGCCUUUGCUAUGAAGAGAGCCGUUUCUUGUGGAAGAGGCUUUUUCUUUAAGAGAGACUGUUUUGUCCUGGAAAUGGUCUGUUCUCUUUGUGACAAUGGUUUGAUUGUUUGUUGUCAGAUUUAGACCUUUUGUUCUACGUGUAGAAUAUUGUUGCACUUAUUAAAACAGAAGAGUAAAAUAUUGCUAAUUC